This is a messenger RNA of Cottoperca gobio, 747 nucleotides long. RefSeq names its product fatty acid binding protein 2, intestinal (gene fabp2). Gene Ontology annotation, molecular function: lipid binding. The coding region runs from base 151 to 549 and encodes 132 amino acids. NCBI's taxonomy places the organism in Eukaryota, Metazoa, Chordata, Actinopteri, Perciformes, Bovichtidae. The transcript has 4 exons. The record is from RefSeq and is a predicted model, not a curated record.
CUGGAUGUUGCCUUAAGAAUAUGAGCUUUAAACGGCCACAUCAGCAGAGAUUAGAUGUCGAGAUAAGAGGGCGUGUGGUUUAAAAGGAGUGGCAAGACUUUGAGUAAGUUACUCCACGCUGCAGUCGUCCAGCUCACACUCACAGCCACCAUGACCUUCAACGGAAGCUGGAAAAUUGACCGCAAUGAGAACUAUGAGAAAUUCAUGGAAAAAAUGGGAGUUAACAUGGUGAAGAGGAAGCUGGCUUCUCACGACAGCCUCAAGAUAACCAUCGAACAAACUGGAGACAAGUUCAACGUCAAGGAGAACAGCAAUUUCCGCAACCUGGAAAUAGACUUCACCCUGGGGGUCACCUUCGAGUACAGCCUGGCAGAUGGAACCGAACUUUCAGGCUCCUGGAACAUGGAGGGAGACAUGUUGAAGGGGCUCUUCACCAGAAAGGACAACGGAAAGUUACUGACAGCAACCAGAAUCGUCCAAGGAGAUGAACUCAUACAGAGCUACAACUAUGAAGGUGUGGACGCAAAGAGGAUUUUCAAGAAGUGUUAGACAAAUCUGAUCAACACAACUUUACAGGGAGAUGUUUGAUGUCAGGGUUACAUACAGUAUUGUGUUGAAUUAUCAACUCCUUACACCAACAUAAACUGUAAAAUGUGCACUACUUGUGACUCCCAUAAAGUAUAUGAAACAUAUUUGAAUUGCACAUGUUUUUGAUACUUGUGGUAAUAAAGCCAUACUGUAACAGCC